GACAGCGGAAACGUGCGCGUCCCCAAAACAGAACCGCCCACUGUGUGCGCGGAUGUGCGCGGCCCCGGCACCCCCACCCUCCUCCUGUGUUUGUCACCGACAGCGCGGCAAAGAGACAGCGAGAGACUGCAGGAGAGAGAGAGAGAGACUGCGGGAGGAGAGGGCAGACACCCCGAGAGCGGCAGGAAGGCUGGGAGACUGUGUACACUAGAGGCAGCUGUCACCCGCAACACCCGGCACCAUGAACCCGAGCUGUGCCCGCUGCGGCAAGAUUGUCUACCCGACUGAGAAAGUCAACUGCCUGGACAAGUUCUGGCAUAAAGCAUGCUUCCACUGCGAGAUCUGCAAGAUGACCCUGAACAUGAAGAACUACAAGGGAUACGAUAAGAAGCCAUACUGUAGCGCGCAUUACCCCAAGCAGUCCUUCACUACGGUGGCUGACACUCCAGAAAACCUCCGCUUGAAGCAGCAGAGUGAGCUGCAGAGCCAGAUCCGUUACAAGGAAGACUUCGAAAAGAAUAAAGGCAAAGGCUUCAGUGUGGUGGCCGAUACUCCUGAGCUGCAGAGAAUUAAGAAGACACAGGACCAGAUCAGUAAUAUCAAAUAUCAUGAAGAGUUUGAGAAGAGCCGGAUGGGAAACCCCUCCAUGGAGGCUGGUGAUAUGGACCGCAGAGGUUCCGAUGAUGUUCCAAAUUUCCGCCGACCCCCCUCAGAGAUAAUGCAACCCCAUCUCCCCCCGGCCAGUAGCUCAGCUUAUCAACAUCAAAGGCAACCACAGCCGCAGCAGCAGCCGCCAAAAUACGGUUAUCAUGAACCAGCAGCCCCUGUCGCCACCCAGCACAGCGCUCCAGCAGGAGGGAAGCGAUUCCGAGCCGUGUAUGAUUACUCUGCAGCAGAUGAAGACGAGGUCUCCUUCCAGGAUGGCGACACUAUUAUCAAUGUGCAGCAGAUCGAUGACGGGUGGAUGUAUGGAACCGUGGAGCGCACAGGGGAGACGGGCAUGCUUCCUGCCAAUUACGUUGAAGCCAUCUGAUUGGAGAGAACUCGCCUCAUCUCUCUUCCUCACAAUCAUGAAGCAUUCCAGUGCAGCCCUGUCCCAGCUUUGGGAAGGGUGGUCUCCACCUCUCCCUGUCUCAGCAUUCUCUCUUAAACCCUCUUUGCUGCCCUCUGGCGCCAGAAGAGAAAAAAAAAGACCUCUUCAUCUUUUAGUCACUGGAGGGAGCACCCUGAGGAGAUGUCUCCCGCUUUACUUCCCCAUCUGUUACGUCUGAUUGUCUAUGCGCUUUGCACUGGUAUAAUUUUUUUUUUUAUUUUAAGGACUUUUUUUUCCCCCCCUUCCCCUAAUCUCAGUACACACAUUCCUGAAGAAAUCUUAUUUUCCUUCCUCCAAAUUUAUGAGGUGGGUUAAGGUAAUUCCCAAUUACUAAGGUUUUUUGUUUUUUUUUUUGUAUUUUUUUUUGUGACGACGGUUUACCAUCCCAGUUUUAUAUAUAUAUGAAAUUCCGAUGUAUAGUUUGGAAAUAAUGACAGGGCCGUGUCUGACCUGCUAACCGCACUUGACACGUCAUUACACGUAUCACAUUCUCGUGCAAAUUUCUUCUAUACGUACAGCAGGCUCGAGCGACAACAGAAACAUAACACAUCAUUGAUCUGUAGCUGAAAGAGCAGCACCUUUCCCGGUAGAGAGAGCGUACAGAGGGGGGGGCCUAAGAGGUAGCUGCGACUUACCUUGCCGGAUAUGUGCCAUUUCAUUUCAGGAAAUAUUAUAAACCCUAUAUAGAGUUUAGCUGAUUAGUAAACAGCUUGAAAGAUUUAAUUAUUUUAUUUUACCUUCUCUCUUUCCAUGUCUCAGUAUAUUUUAUAAAUAUAUAUGUAUAUUUCCCCCCCCCCCCCCCUUUUUUUUUGGGGGGUACAUCACCAUCGAGUUUAGGGCUUAGGUAAUAACAAUCAUUAAACAUUAAAGGGACAAGUAAAACCAUUAGAAAGUCUUUACACUUUCCAUUUUACUGUAGGCCCUUGUCUUCUCCAUGGCCCCAUGACAGUAUCUGGGAGGCUGUAGUGGAGCUUAUAAAGGUUUUCUAGUGGUUGAGAGCGGAGAGGAUUUCUCCCAUCUACCUUAUGUCCCCCUUUACAUACUUGCUUUAUAUAGACUGAGAAAUGCAGGUGCUGAUCAUGUAUAUCGACGAAUUAAAGGGAUAAGGAUUAUCCCAUUCUACAUUUUAGGCAUUUGCCUUAUGAAGAGCUUUGGCAGGUCUUCUGGUGCUGACAUUCAACCAAAUGCGUCUUGAGCCAAAUUUUCUUCAGCCCUUUAUCUGUCUUAUUUGCUUUGGCCUAAUCCCCUCCUGCGCAGACAGGUUGUGGUCUGUCGGGGGCACAUCUUCACUCAAGUCCUGGUUCUGCACAUGCUCUCCUCCUCAUUUGGAAAGGAGUAUAGAGAUUCCCACAUGCGGUGAUCUGUAAUAUUGGGGACCAAGCACAAGCUGUUUCAAUGUUCCUGAGAUCACGUUUAUUUAAAGCACAACUAGCAGAGCAAAUGUAACUGGAACUUAAUGUGAAUUCUGGGUAAUUCUGCAGAACUUCAAUAACACUUCAUACAUUCCUUUACCAUCAGGUGGGGUGCCAUAGGCUAAACAGAAUUCUAAUAGAGGCACCCAGCCUCUUUAGAAGUAUAAGCCUACGGGCAAAAAGUUGGGCAGGGAGGUGCCCCCCCCUCCUCCAAGUCUCAAAAAAUGGACCAAGAAAGACAUUCUUAACUCUUGCAGGGAAGGGGUUAAUAUCUAUUGUAUUCAUUCCUCUCUGGACCAAACUUAUUCCUUCCCUUCCAUUAUUCAGUGCACUUUCACCCUGACCCAGCGCAGAAUAGGGGGUGAACGGAUAAUAAGAUGCCCCUCCAAGUUGCCCUUCCUCCCGCCGCAGCCUUACUGUCUUGUGUACAUGUCAAUCAUCUUUAAGUCAUCAUUUUUAGUUUUUUUUUUUUAAUGGUUUAUUAUUACACCCCAGCUGGGAAGCCUUUGUAUUAAACUGCUUGGGCCUAUAAUCAUUUAGGGAAAAUUAAAAAGAAAUAAUAAAAAAAAAAA
Molecule: messenger RNA, 3077 nt
Organism: Hyla sarda
Lineage: Eukaryota; Metazoa; Chordata; Amphibia; Anura; Hylidae
Gene: LASP1
Product: LIM and SH3 protein 1
Exons: 7
Coding region: 242-1033 (263 amino acids)
Cellular component (GO): focal adhesion
Molecular function (GO): actin filament binding
Source: RefSeq, a predicted model, not a curated record